CUUGGCCCGUGUGUAAGCUGACGUUAUAACAGGAGACGUGGACGGAAUUGGCUCAGUUGGUGUCGCCUCUCCUCGGCUUCCAGAGCAAGAUGAUCCUCUCCGUGUUGUGUGUGGCGGCGACGGUGUCUUUCGCUUCCGCUGCGACGAUGACGCCUUCAGGUUAUAUAAGUCCGUCGACAUUUCCUUCAGCUGAUCCCUUGUGCCAGCCGACGGACUCCGCGGAUGUCUGCAGAAUUCAAGAAGAGCAAGUGUGGCUUCAUCACAAAGGCGCUGUCUCCUCCAGGCGGGUACAUAAGGACGUUCAUUAACUGUGCCCAGGACGCCGGCAUUCCUCUGAAUCCUGUAUUCUUCAUGAGCAUUGGUGAAGCUUACAAGAACGGAGUUCCAGAGAGUCUUGGUGAUAUGAUCUCUCCUGACCCCAGCGUGGUCGUCGGCAUCCGCCGCUGUGCCAUGAAUGCUACGGGCCUGGUGCUCCCCGACAUGAGUCUCGACCACAAGUCCGUCGCCAACGCCCUCAUAGAGGCGAGCGGCGGGUCCCCCUACGGAAAUGCCGUGGCUGCUGCAGUUACCUCUUGCCCUAAACCUCGCUUGUACAAGAUGGCCGAUUACAUGAGCUGCCUCAAGAAAAAUUGCGUCGACUCUCUGGUUCCUCCUGCUGUGUCUCCCUGAAAAAUAUAGGUGUUUCCCGGCGAUAGACCUUGAGCAUGGUAUCUUUAUCAUCUGUAGAGAGCAAAAUGUGUGCAGAAAGAGUGAAUGGUUAAACAAAAUUUUUAAAAAUAGUAUAUUGUUUUGAGAUGGAUAUGAUUAAAAGGCUUUUAUUUU
Messenger RNA from Penaeus monodon (black tiger shrimp), 822 nucleotides. RefSeq lists its product as uncharacterized. Bases 223 to 669 code for a protein of 148 amino acids. Lineage: Eukaryota; Metazoa; Arthropoda; Malacostraca; Decapoda; Penaeidae. The transcript has 5 exons. The record is from RefSeq and is a predicted model, not a curated record.